CGGGGGCAACGGGCGGUGCAGGCGCGGAUGUAGAGGCAAGUCAGGGGGUGUUUGGCUAUAUUUAGGCCUCCACGCAGACACUGACCCCCCGCGGGUCUAGAACGAGCUUUGCCCUGCAAUGCUCGGAACACCAUCUCCCCACAGAGACAAGCGGGAGUGGUGACAGUCGCAGAGGUGCGUCGCAUGGCUGUCUCGCCGCGCGGCUUGGCAGGGCGGGUUGACGGGAGGGCCGAGGGCUUCGUCGCGGGCGGGGAUGGCGAAGUGAGUGAAUGAAUGAAUGAAUGGAUGGACAGACAGAUCUUCUCGAUCUCCCAAAGCACCACAGGAUUCGCCGGGGCCCAGGGUUGUGCAGGCGCGCAUCCUUUCCUAGCCGCGCAUCCCUGCCAAUUAGCGCUCGAGACUCACGACCCUUUUGCCGAGCGCGCGCCGCCUUGGAACUCUGAAACUCGUCGUGCCCCUUCAACAACCCAAAGCCUCCUCUGUUCUCCCCGUUCGCUCCUUUCACCCACUCUCGCUCUCGUUGCUACUGCUUUUUCGCCUGGUGUUUCGGCCUCCCUCGUUCGACCGACACCCCGCCCCCAUCUGCCUCGCUCACUCGCUCCGGCGCCACCCCUUUACCAUCCUUCGAAGACGCAGUCUAGGUUGAUCCUGCUGCCACUCCGCCUUUAAUCGCCCAUUUCUGCUCCCCUCCGCGACCGCUCCAACUCGACACCAUCCCGCUCCUCCGCCCGCGCGCAACCGCCUCUUCGAGC
This is a messenger RNA of Aplosporella prunicola CBS 121167, 752 nucleotides long. RefSeq lists its product as uncharacterized. The record is from RefSeq and is a predicted model, not a curated record. The coding region runs from base 274 to 669 and encodes 131 amino acids. NCBI's taxonomy places the organism in Eukaryota, Fungi, Ascomycota, Dothideomycetes, Botryosphaeriales, Aplosporellaceae. The transcript has a single exon.